Tilletiaria anomala UBC 951 is the source of this 4088-nucleotide messenger RNA. RefSeq lists its product as uncharacterized. NCBI's taxonomy places the organism in Eukaryota, Fungi, Basidiomycota, Exobasidiomycetes, Georgefischeriales, Tilletiariaceae. The coding region runs from base 185 to 4042 and encodes 1285 amino acids. Gene Ontology annotation, cellular component: cytoplasm. The transcript has 2 exons. The record is from RefSeq and is a predicted model, not a curated record. Gene Ontology annotation, molecular function: glycerophospholipase activity; holo-[acyl-carrier-protein] synthase activity; magnesium ion binding.
AAAGACAAUGCUCCUAAAUGUCAAACACGGGUUCUCGGGAUCCCCCAUCAGUUCGGCGCAGUCUUGAGCGCUUGAGCUGCUUCGUAUCGAUCACGCAGGUUCAUGCUGCACACAGACCACUUGUCCGCAGCCACGCCAGCGUGCCGUAAAACUUGGUCUCGGCGCGAGACUGGGGUCUGUGGCCAUGAUGACUGACUCACGUGAACCAGAUAGUUUACCCACUUCUCUUCAAGUGCAACAGAUUGGGAAGGAAAAGCCACGACUGGAAGCCCGCUGGUUCUAUGCCUGGAAAAAACGCUGGGCGGUCUUUUCGGACGAGGACAACGCCGCUUUGGAAAGAAAAUGGGUCGAGCUUGGAGGAGAGCAGAUAGAAUGCCGCACAGACGAAGCACUUGCUGACGAAUCGAAUGAUGGAGACAAUACGAGCCGCAAGGGUGGGCAAGGGGAUAGCGGAGAACACCUGGAGAAGACAAAACGAAUGUUAUUACCACGCUCUCCUCCUUCGGGCAUUGACGCGGUUGAAAGUGCCAUGCAGAACUUGCAGCCUUCUGGAAACAAGUCCGAGAAUGAACGUGGAUCAGAAGCGAAGAACAGGAGCAAACAAUCCAUACGCCCUUCCAAAAUCAUGGUCAACCGAACCCUUGAUCCUAUCCUGUCUCCUUCUCACCCAGCCCGACGAACGACAGUCGCGGUCCUCGAGGACCGUCUUUUCGAUGCAGAUUUGUCAACCAUGACAAUGUAUCCAGUUUUCUUCAAGGGCAUGCUGGUACAGAUCAUGCGCGCCACGUACUUCUACUCAAGCAUGGCGGACGGCAGCUACGCACCGAUCGGCUAUGAUGAGGAGCUCGCUACAGACUUGGAGAUGUCUUAUGACCAAGUCAAGCCGUGGACCUUCGACAGGACACAGGCGAAUGGGGAAGUUCAAAACAAUAACCAAGUAGAGCUACCGUGUAUGGCAAAACAAGCAGGUACGGUUCAUUGGGAAAGUGCAACAAGUGCAAAGCUCUUCUCUGUCGAUUUUGGCGGUCGCUUCCUCUCCAUUCUCGGUGGUUCGAAAGUGAUACGUGGUUUCCGAGAGGCUGACCGCAUCGCCCGGGAAAGGUCUUCGGGCACCCUGAUUGAACACGUACAAACCAUACUUCCAUGGUUCGCUGGCGACUCAGACUCAGAUUCUGACUCUGAUUUGGACUCGGACUCCUACAAUGGCGCGAAGGGGGGUCGAGCGGAGGCCACACAGGCGAGAAAGAAGCAUGGGGAUACGAGCGCCGCAAAAGGGAGAAAGGGAAAGCUCGGGGCGUCUUGUUUGCCGAAGCACAGCGCAAGUGAACCAGGGGAAGAUGAAGAUCAAGGCGGCUCGAGCAAUGAAGGGUCAUCUUUUGCGGCACGCCUGUGGCCAUCCAGCGAAAACAGCAUCUGGCUCUUGCCUGUCAAUGGCAUCCGCAAGAUUUUUGGAGCUUCCAACGAAGAGUUGCAAAAGCCAUGGCACGAUAAGAGCACGGAACAGGUUACGGACGGCGAACCAACCCAAGAUGAGACCUCUCUCCCUGAGCCGCCGUCGGACCGCGCUGGAGAACCACCAGAGCUUGUGCUAUGCAUCCACGGCAUCGGCCAAGAACUCGCAGGCGACUUUGACGGGCUCAACUUUGUUUACGACGUCGAGCGUUUGCGCGGCACCAGCCGUAACCAAGCAGAACGGCCGGAGAUGCGCAAGCUGUCCCGCGGGAGGCGGGUGCAGUUCCUGCCCAUAUGCUGGCGCUCGGGUCUAUCCUUCGACAGGCAAGUCGAAGGCAACGACAAUUUUUUCACGCUCAUGGACGUCUCAAACAACGUGUCGAUUCCGGUCGUUAGAAACGUUAUCUCUAAAGUCCUCCUCGAUGUCCCUUUCUACUUAUCAUCACAUCGCAAGUCGAUGAUCCAGGCAGUCAAGCGCGAGCUCAAUCGUGUCUACCGACUGUUCGUUCAACGGAAUCCAGCGUUCGAGUGCGAGGGUGGACGCGUGAGCUUGAUCUGCCAUUCUCUGGGAAGCGCGUUGGGAAGUGCCAUUUUGUCCGAGCAGCCGACGCAUGUAAAGCUCCUUUCGGAACUCAGCAAAGAGGAGCUCGAGCAGAAUGAGAAUCGGCAUUUGCUGUUUAACGUCAAGCACUGCUUCUUCAUUGGCAGUCCCGUCGGCUUCUUUCUAUACCUCGAUGGGGGGCAGCUGAUUGCACGCAAAGGCAACAACAGGACUGAAGGCAUGGAAGACGAGGCAGUCAGCGACCGAGUUGGACACUAUGGUUGUCUGGCUACAGAAACCCUAUUUAAUAUUUAUCACUCGUCGGAUCCGGUGGGCUAUAAUCUCUCAGCCACAUGCGACGGUACAUACGCAAAAGUCAUCAAGCAAGUCUCGAUUCAAGCUGCCCCCGAGUCGAUACUCGAGUCCUUAUCUUUGCCGCGCCUAAGCAUCUCAAAAAUCUUUGGCGUGGGUGAACACCCUUUCUCGGCCCUGAGGACUUACAGCAAGGAUGUCGAAUCGGGUAAAGUCAACCUUUCACAAGCCGACGCAAGAUCUCAAGAAAAGCACGAAGGUCGACAGAAAGCAAGCUCCGACCCGAAGCAGGCUGCGGACACCUUUAGCCUGAAAGCGUUUGAAAAGGGCGAGAAGCGCUUCAGAGCUCUGAAUCCAUUCGGAUGCAUCGAUUUCGUUCUGGACGGCCAAGGAUUUAGCGAGUAUCUUCAUAUGCUCACCGCGCACACCAGCUAUUGGACGAGCGAGGCUUUCAAUCUUUUGCUGUUGUCGUGCCUGUUCAUGGACCAGCAGCCGGUUUGCACUGUACCCCAAUGGAAGGUGCCCAUCGCCGCCAGCGCAUCCGCAGGUGAGGGGAGAGCUGAUAGAAACGAACCUCAUGAAUCCCAUGGGUUGCAGAAGGAGCCCACGAAGCAAGAUAUUCAGCCUUUCGUGAUCUCACCCUCAUCCGAACAACCCCAGACUCCUUUCACCGACUGCAUCAAUGAAGCAAGUCAAGUGGCUCUGCAGGGCUCACCAGCCCUUCGAGUUUGGGCAGUGGACGUGUCCAGGUGGCUUGCUACGACGCCCGAGGACGAGCUUCCGCGGCUCGCCGAGGAGCUCCUUGCAUCGUCACCUGAAGCUGCUGAGAAGGUCAAGCACUACGUGAAAGCUGUAGACAAGGCGAGGGCACUGGCUGGCCAGUUAUUACCCAGACUCGUCUACAAUCAAUUGUACUCCUGUCGGUGGGGAGAGAUGAAGUUCUCCAAGACGAGAGAGGGCAGGCCGUAUCUGAGCUCACCGAGACUCGAGCACACCACGGACUACAAUGUCACGCACGAUGGCGAUUGGGUCGCCAUAGCCUUUCACGAAAAGUCGCACACUCCAGAUGCUGCUGCCAAGAAGUCGCACAAGCCUGGCCUGCGUGCCCAAUCACUCGCUGAGGCUCGCCUGGGAAUCGACGUUAUGUCGCGCACUCUGCCCCGAUACGAAUCGUCUGUGCGCAAUCUGGUCGAUACAAUGAACAUGACAAUGACGCCAGCAGAGAAGGAUUGGGUGCUCAGUGCUAGCCCAGGCAGCCGAGCUUCAUCACAGAGUAUCCUCUCGCGAGAGCAGCAAAGAGCGCGACCUGUGCCACUUUCGUUUCCUGACGCCGAAAUGCUAGCUCGACAAUUUGACUUGUGGACGCACAAGGAGGCGUUGACAAAGAAUUUCGGCAAUGGUCUUGGGUUCGACUUUGCCAAGAUUCAACUGGCACUCUGGGAAUGCGAAGGAAAGCGGGAAGAGAGGUGUUCCCGACAGACGAUACUGGAAGUGGAAGGUCAGCGUGACGGUUCAUAUCGCUUUAUCGAGAUGGUGCUGCCGCCUGGCGAGGAGAGCGUUAACGGCGAGGCAUGUGGCGUUUCGCAGCUGGUAGUUGCAGAAGGACCUUUGGAGGAAUGUACAGCUCAAGUCCAGCCCGCAUGGACCUCGGAGAACGCGAUCAACCAGGGACUGCUCCGAAUUUGGAGCAUGCAAGACUUGAUAGAUACCGCAUACAAGCAGCAAGUACGCCGAUAGACAUUCGUUUCUAUAGAAUGCAGGAUGUGGACAGAGUGUUGGUGUG